CCCAGACUAAGGACGGACGGACGUCGUUUCGCAACACAGCCUCUCGUCUCGAGUCUCGAAUCUCGAAUCUCGACUCUCAUUCAACCAGCGUCUCUCGUGACCCCCUCCUCCCCACACCCGUGCAGACCGUUCUCCGUCCAAUUAGCGACACUAACGCUCCUUCCAGCCUCGUUUCGUCAGAGCCUUUCUGAUGUACUCAGCUAGUCUAAUCCCGAUCCCAGUCUCGCCGUAGACCGUUUUUAGACCAUUCUCAGUCCGCUGACGCUGACGCUAACGCUAACGCUUGCGCCCGUCCUGCCAUAACCGGCGACUCUGCUCUGUAGCCCGCGCUCCCACUCUUUCCCUGCCCUGCCGUCCAAUGCUCCGGCUAGCCGCUUCCAGGGCGGUUGCCCGAUUCCAAACGCGCGCUUUCGUCACACCCGCUACAGUCACAUCGCUUGGUUCCCGCCUCCGGUUCUGGAACCCGCUCGUUCCGCAAGUGGGGACACACGCGGACCGCCAACGAGAGCAUACUAGCGCGCCGCGGCCGCUGCGCAUGUUGUGCUCAUGGCAGAAGAAGGACACACGGAACAUUGGGGGAAGGGCCAAUGCGCUCAUUGCUGCUAUUCGUGACACGCCAGACACCAAGGAGGACGUGUAUCGUGCUCUAGACGCGUGGGCGGCCUUUCAGCUGGACUUCCCCCUGCUGGCCGUGAAACGGGCCUUGAGGAUCAUGCAGCAGGGGGGGGAGUGGAAGAGAGUACUGCAGGUGUGCAAGUGGAUGCUGGCCCGUGGCCAAGGAAGGACGUUUGGGACGUAUGACCUCAUGAUGGACGCCAUGGCAGCCAUGGGCCGGCAUGCUGAGCUGGACGGCACAUGGGAGCGAAUCAUGGGCCGCCAUCUGGACACGGUGCCACGGGCAACGUUUGCGCGGGUGAUGAGCCUGUAUGCGCAGCAGGGCCGGCCACUCAAGGUGCUUGAGGUGUAUGGCAGUAUGCUGGAGCUGGGAGUGAAGCUGGACGAGGGCAUGGUGAUGCAGGUGCACAAGGCACUGACUGGCAUUGGGGCAACACAGAGAGCAGAGGCGCUGCUGCAGGAGCACCGGAGUGUUCUGACUAGUACACAGGCUGACAAAGGUGCCGUCGACUCUCGAAUGGUUGCGAAAUGACAUGACUGGAGGUGCAAAAGGCCCUGAUUGGCAUUGGGGCCACACAGACAGAAGCAUAGAAGGCAUUGCUGCAGGAGCAUAGAAGUGUUCUUACUUCACCAACUGGGAAUGUUGCCACGGCUGAUUCACAGAUGGUUAGAAGGUGAAUGACAGCAGACAAGCCACAAGCCACAAGCCACAAGCCACAAGCCACAAGGCCCUGAUUGCCAUUGGGGUCACACGGAGGGCACGCACAAAUGCCGCUGCAGAAGCACCGGACCGGACCAGCGCGUUCUUCCUACAGCACAGCCUGCUAGAGGUUACGAUUUACCGUAUGAGGCGCCUAAAAAAUGGACUAAAGCACAGCCUGACGAAGGUUUCAACUCUCUAAUGCUCGCGGGAUGAAGUGAGUGCUGCCGAUGCGCAACACACCUGCAAACUAUCACUAGACUCGGUGGGUCACUGGGGCGGGGCCUC
Molecule: messenger RNA, 1603 nt
Organism: Closterium sp. NIES-67
Lineage: Eukaryota; Viridiplantae; Streptophyta; Zygnematophyceae; Desmidiales; Closteriaceae
Source: the annotation of a GenBank genome assembly